This is a messenger RNA of Clavispora lusitaniae ATCC 42720, 990 nucleotides long. It is a transcript of the gene IPK1, whose product is annotated as inositol pentakisphosphate 2-kinase. Lineage: Eukaryota; Fungi; Ascomycota; Pichiomycetes; Serinales; Metschnikowiaceae. Gene Ontology annotation, molecular function: ATP binding; inositol-1,3,4,5,6-pentakisphosphate 2-kinase activity. The record is from RefSeq and is a predicted model, not a curated record. Gene Ontology annotation, cellular component: nucleus. Gene Ontology annotation, biological process: inositol phosphate biosynthetic process.
AUGGACACAACAAGACUAUUAGCAGACGAAUGGAAAUAUUUUGCCAAGGGCAAUGCCAAUCUUCUAUUCAAGUAUGUGGGUCCUGAAGAAAGUUUGCGGAAUUAUCUAUUGAGACUACGGAUGAAGAAGGAUGCCGGCACGUACAUUCCCACACUAAGCAUUACCGAGUUUAUCGAUACGAAAUGCAAAGCUCUUUUUCCAACAGAGAUCAUCAGCACUAAACUCGUGGAACUAGACGAUACUUUUUUAUCUAGCUUGGAUACGAAUGGAUAUGAUUUGAUGCCCGGCGAAAAGUACGGGCUUCUUCUCCCAAAUAUGCUUGCCCAAUGCAAUGACCACCUCACUUUAUCCAAACACUGCUCCCUUCAUCUAAGAGAAGAGCUUGGCAUUGUUAAAUCUGCCGUUAUAGAGUUGAAGCCUAAGUGGCUUUAUGAUAAUCUAGACAAUUACUGCAGAACAUGCCUGAUUCUCCAAUCGAAAGGUCAUGAAAGACAUUUCUGUACCUUGGAUUUACUUAGCACUGAGACCGUGGCGAGAGGAGUGAAAGACUUGCUUGGCAAACUCCCUGAUGCUAUCAAAGCUCUGUUGAAAAACAGUGACUUCCCUAUUGAACUGCUAUUGAUCGAAUACUUCGGUGGUUCCGAAAGUAUUCUUCAAAAGCUAAAAGCGAAACAGGAUUCUUUGGAUGAUGGGACAAUCUUGGCGAAUGUGAAGUCUGAAUCAGACGUACUGGAUCAACUUGCUUUGAGAAUGACAUUACGAGAUGUGGGCGUUUUCGUGGUUAUUGAACGAGGACAAUGUGAUGGACAAGUCAUCAAUAUCCGUGAUCAUGGAGAGUUCACGGUUGCAGCUCGAAUUUAUGACUUGGACUUGAAACCAAAAGCUCGAUACAAACAUUGGGUAUCUACGGAGCUCAAAUUGGGAGAUGUUUACAAUUCGAGUAACCUGGAUUGGCCUCAUUGUGUGAAAAAGACCGAGUCUCAAAAGUAG